GCCGGGCGCCUGCGCCAGCGGUGCCUAUCGCUGCUCUCUCUCUAGCUCGCUCGCUCGCUUUGCUUUGGUCUUGCUAAGAAGCGACCCGAGUGAAAUGUAACAAAACAAGCGGCGCCUUCGUCCGCGCUUAAAGGAGCCGCGCUCGCUCGGAGGCGAAACUGAAGGGGAAAGAAGUCGCGGGGAAAGUGGCCAGGAGGAAAGGGAACGAGGACCUUUUGGUUUGUUUGUUUCCUCCACUUUCCCAGGUGGGACCCGGAGCCGCACGGAGGGAAAACUGCGCCGGGAAAGGAGGCUUGCCUACCACGACUAGGGGAAGAAGGAAAGCGGCAGGACGAGGGGACGCCCGCCGGACUCUUGCUGAGGGACCAGGGCCGGCUCGAUGGCAAAGGCGCCGUCGGAGGAGGCGCUCGCUGCCGCUGCUUCUGCUGUUGCCGCCGCCGCUUCGGGCAGGACCUGCGCGAAGUUUGCUCGGUGAUGGCUUGAAAGUUGCCGGGAGCGCCCGGGGAAGGCUGGCUCGACGGCCCCAGCGCGCCUGCCUGCCUCGCCUUUCUCCCUCUUUCUGCUCUGCUGCUGGUGGUGUUUGUUUCGCGCAGCAGCUCCGGACUCGGCGAGCAGCGCCAUGUCGAAAGUGAUCCAGAAGAAGAACCACUGGACGACCAAGGUGCACCAGUGCGCGGUGAGCCGCGGGGCUCAGGGCCAGCUCGGGGUCACCAUCCUGGGGGGAGCGGAAUAUGGAGAGUUUCCUUACGUCGGGGCGACGGCGGAGGAGGACAGCGGAGGCGACGGGAAACUGGGCGAAGGGGAGCUCUUGUUGGAAGUGCAGGGCAUCCGGGUGUCGGGCUUGCCCCGCUACGACGUGCUGGGAGUUAUCCGCAGCUGCAAGGACCCCGUCCUUUUCAAAGCCGUCAGACAAGGAAGUCGUCUGAACAAAGAUCUGAGACAUUAUCUCAACCAGAGGUUUCAGAAAGGAUCUCCAGAUCACGAGCUGCAACAGACUAUUAGAGAUAACCUUUAUCGCCACGCUGUGCCUUGCACAACACGUCCUCCACGAGAAGGAGAAGUGCCUGGUGUGGACUAUAACUUUCUGACUGUGCAGGAGUUUCUUGAGCUUGAGAAAAGCGGGACUCUUCUUGAAGUGGGAACCUAUGAAGGUAACUACUAUGGAACACCCAAGCCUCCCAGCCAACCCCUCAGUGGGAAAGUGAAUAAUACCGAUGCUUUGCAAAACCUCCAGUCCGGCUCCAAGCAGUCGACCCCCAAGCGAACCAAGUCUUACAAUGAUAUGCAAAAUGCUGGCAUAGUGCAUACGGAGAAUGAAGAGGAAGAUGAUGUCCCUGAAAUGAACAGUAGCUUUACAGCAGACUCUGGUGAACAAGACGAGCACAAUACACACAGCACAAGAGACUCGGCUCCCCCAUCUGUGAAUAAUAGCAGCAUCACCACUGUUCCCACCACGGAACCUUCUCAGAAGCUCCCUCAAUACCUACCUCCUUGUGCAGAGGAAAACUUGGGUCCUCUGCCUGAAAACUGGGAGAUGGCCUAUACAGAAAAUGGAGAAGUCUACUUUAUUGACCAUAACACUAAAACGACGUCUUGGCUAGACCCACGGUGCCUGAACAAACAGCAAAAGCCUCUAGAAGAAUGUGAAGAUGACGAACUACCUACUGGUUGGGAAAAGAUCGAAGAUCCUGUAUAUGGUGUCUACUAUGUAGACCACAUCAACCGGAAAACACAAUAUGAAAACCCGGUUCUGGAAGCUAAACGGAAGAAACAGCUUGAGCAGCAGCAGCAGCAGCAGCAACCACCACAACCACCAGAAGAAUGGACAGCGGAGCACCCGCCACUUGCCCCUCCUGCUCUUCCAAACCACACUCCCAACAACCAGGAGACAGUUCGAGAUGCUCCAGUACAAGGAAAGCCGUUUUUCACGCGGAACCCAUCUGAACUGAAAGGAAAGUUCAUUCACACCAAACUGAGGAAAAGCAGCAGGGGUUUCGGUUUCACUGUCGUCGGCGGGGAUGAACCGGAUGAAUUUCUUCAGAUAAAGAGUUUGGUGCUUGAUGGACCUGCAGCUCUGGAUGGCAAAAUGGAAACAGGGGACGUUAUCGUCAGCGUGAAUGACACGUGUGUGCUGGGCCAUACGCACGCUCAAGUUGUCAAAAUCUUCCAGUCGAUCCCCAUCGGCGCCAGCGUGGACCUAGAACUCUGCCGAGGCUAUCCUCUGCCUUUCGACCCCGACGAUCCCAACACGAGCCUAGUGACCUCUGUGGCCAUCUUGGAUAAAGAACCGAUCAUUGUGAACGGGCAGGAGAACUAUGACUCCCCGGCGAGUCACGGCAGCAAGUCGGGGAAAUUAAACGGGAUGAAGGAGCCCAGGCCCAGCAGCCCGGCCGAGGUUUCCUCGAACGGCUCCCACGGUUACCCCAACGACACCGUCUCUUUGGCUUCUUCUAUAGCGACGCAACCUGAACUCAUAACUGUACAUAUAAUCAAAGGGCCCAUGGGCUUUGGCUUCACUAUAGCAGACAGUCCCGGGGGUGGGGGGCAGAGAGUGAAGCAAAUCGUUGACAGCCCAAGGUGCCGAGGCCUAAAAGAAGGGGAUCUUAUAGUGGAAGUCAGUAAGAAGAAUGUCCAGAAUCUAACUCACAACCAAGUGGUGGAUAUGCUUAUCGAAUGCCCUAAAGGAAGCGAGGUGACACUGCUUGUACAGCGAGGAGGACUGCCAGCCCCUAAGAAGAGCCCAAAGUCGCAACCACUUGAAAGGAAAGACAGCCAAAACAGCUCUCAGCACAGCGUCUCCAGCCACCACAGCACCCACACCGCUUCACCUGUCCGUAGCACCCAGGUGCUUCCUGACUACCCUGCCACCGAAGCACCAGCUGCGGAGCAACCAGACAACGCUGGGCAGAAGAAGCCAGAUCCUUUCAAAAUCUGGGCCCAGUCCAGGAGCAUGUAUGAAAGCCGACCUAUGUCACCUUCGCCUGCGACUGGACUGAGCAAGGGUGAAAGAGAGAGAGAAAUCAAUUCCACGAAUUUUGGAGAAUUUCCAGAUUAUCAAGAGCAGGAUAUUUUUCUAUGGAGAAAAGAGACUGGAUUUGGAUUUAGGAUUCUUGGUGGAAAUGAGCCUGGAGAACCUAUUUACAUUGGUCACAUUGUGCCACUGGGUGCUGCAGAUGCCGAUGGCCGCCUGCGAUCUGGGGAUGAAUUGAUCUGCGUGGAUGGGACCCCUGUUGUCGGGAAAUCUCACCAGCUUGUAGUUCAGCUUAUGCAACAGGCCGCCAAGCAAGGCCAUGUCAAUCUGACUGUCAGGCGCAAAGUGGUUUACACAGUUCCGAAAGCAGAGAACGAGGUCCCCUCCCCAGCCUCAUCUCACCACAGCAGCAACCAGCCUGCUUCUCUGACAGAGGAGAAGCGCACUCCGCAGGGGAGCCAGAACUCUCUCAACACCGUCAGUUCCGGCAGCGGCAGCACCAGUGGAAUCGGCAGCGGAGGAGGCGGGGGCAGCGGUGUGGUCAGCACUGUGGUGCAGCCCUACGAUGUGGAAAUACGCCGCGGAGAGAAUGAAGGCUUUGGCUUUGUCAUCGUGUCUUCCGUUAGCCGGCCAGAAGCUGGAACGACGUUCGCGGGCAAUGCAUGUGUGGCCAUGCCUCACAAAAUAGGUCGGAUUAUUGAGGGGAGCCCAGCAGACCGCUGUGGGAAGCUGAAAGUGGGGGACCGGAUACUGGCCGUUAAUGGAUGCUCCAUCACCAACAAAUCACAUUCGGACAUCGUCAACCUAAUUAAAGAAGCAGGAAAUAUGGUUACUCUGCGCAUUAUCCCAGGGGAUGAAUCCUCCAAUGCAACCUUACUGACCAAUGCAGAAAAAAUUGCUACAAUUACAACCACACAUACUCCUCAACAAAUGCCGCAGGAGACCAGGAACAACACAAAACCAAAGCAAGAGUCCCAGUUCGAUUUCAAACCACCCACAGCCUCACAGCCGGACCAGGAUUUUUACACAGUUGAGCUUGAAAGAGGAGCGAAAGGGUUUGGCUUUAGCCUACGAGGGGGCCGAGAAUAUAACAUGGAUCUCUAUGUGCUGCGGUUAGCGGAGGACGGUCCUGCUGAGAGAUGCGGGAAAAUGAGGAUCGGUGAUGAAAUCCUGGAGAUCAAUGGAGAAACCACAAAAAACAUGAAGCACGCCCGAGCCAUAGAACUAAUUAAAAAUGGUGGCCGCAAAGUUCGCCUGUUUCUCAAACGUGGAGAUGGCUCUGUACCAGAAUAUGGUGGGUCAAACUAUGAAAACAUUCCUUUUCUUCCUCCUGGCAUCACACCAUGAAUGAUAUGUCUCAAGAUCUGAAGCGGGGAUUCUUUUCUGUCCCCCAUCCCUCUCUCUUUCUCUUUUUUUCCACCAGUGUCUUACCAACCUUGGCAACAAGUGGCUUAAUUGCCUCACUUGUGCUGAAUUUUCUCUACACAUUUUCAUCCUUUGCUUGCUACUAUGGACUUUUGUGGGGGCACAGUGUACAGGCAAGAUCAUCUUCACAGCAGUAUUUUUUUGGUGAUCAGAGAGGGGGUAAAAAAACCCAGAGAGACAAAAACAAAAAACCCUACUAUCCUGUCCGACCAAACAAGGAAUGUUUAUUGAACUGUGCCAAACUCUUUCUCAGCGGAUGAAUUGUUUCUCUCGUCUUCUGAUCAGUGCAGAAAUGGGAAUCCUGUAUUAUACUUCUGAAGCUGUAGCCUUUGUUUGGCUUUUGUCCUUGGCUGUUGUCUGUAACCGUAGGCAUGAAUUCCAAGAUGGUGUCUGGGCUCUUACUGUCCCCUUAUAUUUAUGUAAAUAUUUAUAAAUUUAUUUUCUAAAAGUAUGCAAUACAAUAUAUAUAUAUAAAUAAAUAUAAAUAUAAAUAUGCACACACACUUGGACCCCGCUCCUGCCACCUCCCUUAAUGUUUGUUCGUUCACAACUGUGUAAGCUAUGAACAAAUUCAAUUUGCCAUUCUCAGUGUUUUGUCAUGUCCGGUGAGAUCACAUACAAUUUUCUUGCCAAGGGUUUAAAAACAAAUAAAAUAAGGUCAAUUUUAAAUGACCCUCUUUUCCCACCACUGUAUUUGAGUUCCCUAGGUAGAGGUUUGGGGUGGCUUAAUAUUGUAUAUAAUGUUACGCUGUCUUAUUUAUUUGAGAUAAUUAUUUGAAGGUGUGCCCUGGAUUGUGGGGGUUUUCCCAGCUAUAUAACAGGUUUCCAGCCAGUUAUGAGUUAUAAGCACAUAAAUGAACAGAGAUGUCCUUUAUGCUUCCCCAUAUUUGGGAUAAUAAUAUAUCAAUAAAUUAUAUUCCUUCUAUCCCAGUGUGGGAAAUUACAAUGGUCCCAACCAGUCUCCCUUUAUUGUCCUUCUUUUUCUCUCUCCACAAACUGAAUGGAGGAGGGGUUGGUUGGUUAGCACAAGGCCACAUGUGGAUGGGAGUGUUUCACAGUUUAAGGGUCACAAGCUGGACUUUUUAGAGUAAAUUCACACCAAGUUGAACUGAUCUUGUGAAUGGUUGAGCGUGUGUCCAGAUGUCAAUCCAGCGUGUCCUGAAAAGUUGAACUUGAGGUGUGAGGAGUUACAAUCUAGGCCAGCCCUCCUCAGCCUUGUGCCGUCCCAGAUAUAGACUAGAACUUCCUUCAGCCCUGACGGUUGGUCUGGCUGAUGGGCUGUGGCUGGAGGACACAUGGAGGGCACCAGGAAGGCUGAUGUAGGCCCGUAGAUCUAGGCCCAAGCUGGUCUGGAAACACAAUCACCUCAAAAAGUCAAGCUAACAUGUUGACAUUAACAUGGUUUAAAAAACAACUGCUUGUGAGAGUCUUCCCUAAAGGCAACACAUAAAUGAGUUUUUCCCACUGUUCUGUCAGAGGCAGCCAAGCACUGCUUUGGCGUGAAGUAGCAAUGCCGCGAGUGCAGGGAUGGGAUUUUUUUUCCUUACACACAGAGAGAGAAUGUCAGAGGAAGCUGUAAGCCUGCUUUCGGACACAUUGGAGUGCUUUCCCCCAAGCUGGGCUGGUGUUGUUAUCUCCACUAAACACCCACACUCCAAUUGCUAAUUAUUUGUUUAAAAAAGGAACAGGGCAAAUGUAUCAAACAUAGGCCCAUCGUCUGUUUUUAUUUAUGACACACUCUCAAGACCGUGCACUCAAUUGCCCGCAAAAUUACACUGGGCCCGAAUAGCCUGGCCGAUUCCACUCUAUAAAUUUAAAUCCAUUUGUAGUACUUAAUGAAUCGAAGCUCUUUUGUGUUUGCAAUUCUCUUAUACAAGCCACUCUGUUAGCCAUCUUUCAGCAGGACUAAAGUUGUGUAAUGUUCUUUCUUACUCUGUCUUUUCCUAUGCUUUUUUGUCUGUAAAGUAUUGUAUCAUAUGUUAAGCAUCGUAAAUAUAUCCUGGGUUGUUUCUUUUACUUUGGGGGGGAAAAAUUGCUUCACAUCUUCAAGAACGUCUGUUGCACCGAGAAUGAAAAAUCCCAACACCAGGGCAUGGGGUGGGGCGGCUUCUUUUAUUUUCUUUGUCUUUUGGCUGCACGUAACAAAUGUUAAUCACGUAACCAAUUCCAUUUCUGAGCAAGGGGCUUCUCUGCUGCUGCUGCUGCUGCUGCCGCUGCCGUUAUGUGCUUGCAACAUUCGGGGGGCUUAAGGCUUCUACAGUUUGCUGCAGUCGCUAACAAAUUGCUUCGAAAAAAUAAUAUGUUAGGUUCCGAUAUUUUUCUGACUUGAUUGGAACGUGCUUCUCUAACGAGGCUGUAUAUUUUUGUAAUGAGUUUUGUACUUAUUUUUAACGUUGUGAUCUUUCGUGGGCUUCUUUUUGUCAUUGAAUGUUAACUGGUUUUCCUCUAACACUCUGUCUCACUUUCCAAUUAUGUCUCUUUCUCCUCCGUCUUUCUCUCUUCUUCCUCUUCCUCUUCUUCUUCUCUCUCUCUCUCUCAGAAUGGAUGCUUUAGUUGUCUGGGUUACCUAAUCACCUUUUUUAAAUGUUUAAUUAUAAUAUGUCGCUUUAACAACUGCUAUCUCUGCAGCCUUAUAUCUGGGUGAUCCGGACUUGGAAAAAAAAUAAACUUUUCUUUAUUCUAAGAUAAAAACAAAUGAAGAUUUUUUUUCUUUCCUCUUUAUUAUAGGGUAUCUAAACAUUCUACUUUUCUCUUUCUCUUUCUCCUACUUUUCUUGGUGCCGGGCUCUUCCU
This is a messenger RNA of Zootoca vivipara (common lizard), 7188 nucleotides long. NCBI's taxonomy places the organism in Eukaryota, Metazoa, Chordata, Lepidosauria, Squamata, Lacertidae. The record is from RefSeq and is a predicted model, not a curated record.